AUGGAAGAACAGACCAUUUUACCUUUUCAUUCAACGACGAACAGUAAUGCAACAGCAAUUGUCGUUGAGCAAGAUCCAAGCAUUCAAAAAAAAUUAAGCUUCUCAAUUGACAGCAUCCUUGACAAGCAACAACAACAACAACAACAGCCAUUAUUCAACUGUAGUAAUUUUAAAGUCAAACGUCAUCAUCAUUCAACACCCAUUGGUAACCAUCAUCGAUCAUCAAAUGAAAACGGGAGUAAUAAUGAUUCAGGUAUUCAUUUAUUACUUAUCGACGGAAAUAACAACAAACGCAAACAUAGUGGAUCGUUAUCAUCGGAUGAACAUUCAUCAACAUCACCACCAACUGGAAAUAAACAUACUCGUUUAAGUCAUUUAGAUGAUGAUGGAGCUAGCAGCGAUUGUUCAGGUUUAACAACAAGCGAUGUCGACGAUGACGACAUUGUAUCAGGUUCCGAAGAUAACGAUCUUAGUCAUCGACACAAUGGCAAUCACAAAUAUUCACAUAAUCAUGGAGGAAUCAAUCAAUAUAGUCAUCAUGGCAGCGGUAGUCAUGAAUUACAUGAGAUUAUGCAUCGGAAGAAGAAAACACGUACAGUGUUUUCACGUACGCAGAUAUUUCAGUUGGAAACAACGUUUGAUCGAAAGCGAUAUUUAUCAAGUGCUGAUCGUGCCAAUUUGGCACAAGGUCUUCGUCUCACUGAACAGCAAGUUAAAAUUUGGUUCCAAAAUCGACGAAAUAAACUUAAACGUCAAAUAGUCGAAGCUAGUCAGUCAAUCAGUUCGGUCGUUGCUUGUGCUGCAUCGUUGCAAGCUCCCCCACCACCUCCGCCGACAUCCUCGUCAUCCUCAUCCAACAAUUCCAUAAUUAAACGUCCAUUACCCAUGUCUAUACCAUUACCCAGUGAUUUCUCUUCGGCAUCAUCAUCAUCAACAUCUCCUCUAUCUAUGUCAUCGAAAAAUCCAGCACAUCGUUUCGAUGCGGCCUCAUUCCUUCAUUCGAACUUCUACGAACUAGCUGCCGUUGCUGCCGCACAUGCAGCCGCUCAAGCAGCUGCUUUCCAUAAUAAUACUACAACACAAAAUAAACCAACAAUGGCACAACCAAGUGUCAAUGACAGCUCGGAACAAAAUCCAUCUUUAACAUCAUCAGCAGCAACAGCGACCAGUUCGUAUCCAACAUUUCAAGAUUUUGCCACAUCUCUUGCUACUCAAGCAGCCGUUUAA
Molecule: messenger RNA, 1227 nt
Organism: Adineta ricciae
Lineage: Eukaryota; Metazoa; Rotifera; Eurotatoria; Adinetida; Adinetidae
Source: the annotation of a GenBank genome assembly